This is a messenger RNA of Funneliformis geosporum, 363 nucleotides long. Lineage: Eukaryota; Fungi; Glomeromycota; Glomeromycetes; Glomerales; Glomeraceae. The record is from the annotation of a GenBank genome assembly.
AUGAACAACAGCAAACUUAUCCGAGAAGAAUAUUGUCAAAAAUAUCUCGAAGUUGCUUAUCAAAACUGUCUUUCCAUGCUUGAUCGCAAUGACCUAACGGAAAUUAAUUUAUUCUAUAAAAUUCCAUCUCUUAAUUAUUGUAAGGGAAAAAUAGAAAGUAUCGAAGAGUUAAGGGAAAAAGUUACAGAGGCUUAUAAUACUUUGAAAGGUCCUCAAAAAAGAAAGGAAUAUGAAUUUGAAAUUUUUGGCAUCUUUUGUCAUGAAUAUCCCGAAGACGAAGUUGCUGACCAAAAAUUUAAAGACCGAGCAAUUCAACAAGAAGAACUUGAGGAAAAGUUUGAAUUAGAAAGCAACUCUUACUGA